Thermothelomyces thermophilus ATCC 42464 is the source of this 3422-nucleotide messenger RNA. Its product is annotated as glycoside hydrolase family 47 protein. NCBI's taxonomy places the organism in Eukaryota, Fungi, Ascomycota, Sordariomycetes, Sordariales, Chaetomiaceae. The record is from RefSeq and is a predicted model, not a curated record. Gene Ontology annotation, molecular function: calcium ion binding; mannosyl-oligosaccharide 1,2-alpha-mannosidase activity. The coding region runs from base 364 to 3060 and encodes 898 amino acids. Gene Ontology annotation, cellular component: endoplasmic reticulum; Golgi membrane. Gene Ontology annotation, biological process: N-glycan processing; carbohydrate metabolic process. The transcript has 2 exons.
UUGCUUUCCGCCCCUCCUCGGGGAGUCUUGGCUAGUGCGGCUUCUUCUCUUGUAUGUACCGUACCUACCUUAUGUAGAGUACCUCCAUACAUACCCCAACUUGCAUGCGUUCCUUCCCUUCCUCUUCUUCUCUCUCUCUCUCUCUCCCUCUCUCUCUCCCUCUCUCUCGUCUCUCCCAGUGGAAGGUCUGCGCGCAGACCCCAUCGUCUCCUCCAAGUCGUGUUUUGUGAGCAGCACGCCGCCAUGCGACUUCCGAAACCCAGCUAGGAAGAUUCCCACUUUCAAGUACCGACCUGCGCGAGCGCUGCAUUUCCCGAUUUCCCGAUCGGGGCUUCUCGCGGGCUAGUCGAUCCCGUCUCCGUCAUGUUUCGCCCAAGACGGCACCGCGUGGUGCUCAUCUGCGCCUUCGUCAUCACUGUGCUGCUCUACCACGUCUCCAAGAACUCGCAAUGGGACCAGCCGAGGGAGACGUGGCGCGGCAAGACGAGUCCCAACACCCAUCCAAGACCCGAGCCUCUGCCUCCACCGCCGCCCGCACCCAACCCGCACCAAGGUCCCCCGCCUCACGUUCCCCCACCGCACGAUCCUCCGCCGCGCGCUUCGCCAUUGCCGGAUCCGGAGCCCAUCCGGAUCCCGCAGCUGAAGGAGGCCGACGAGGAGCAAGGCACUUACGGCCUUCCUACCGAGCCUGCCGCCGUCGUGCCCGAGAGGAAGCCGCCCACCCACCACGACGGGUAUCACGAUGCGCAAGCCGAAGACGUCGGGGUCCUGGACCCGGCAACCCCUACCUCCGCCGUCGUACACUGGCAGAAGCCUUACGAGUGGUUUCCCGUGCCCGAGGAGUCGCUCAUUCCGCUUCCCACGGGAAAUCCCAAGCCCAUUCCGUCGGUGCAGGUCUCGUUUGCCCAAGAGUCGCCCGCGGCCAAGGAGAAGCGCGAGCAGCGCCUGGCCAAGGUCAGGGCCGAAGCCCUGCACGCCUGGACCGGCUACAAGAAGUACGCCUGGAACCACGACGAGCUCAUGCCCGUCUCCAACAGGUCCAGGGACCCUUUUUGCGGCUGGGCCGCUACCCUUGUCGACUCUCUCGAUACCCUCUGGAUCAUGGGCCUGAAGGACGAGUUUGACGAAGCCGUGGACGCCGUGAGGGGGAUUGACUUCACCACGACGCCCUACCGCGAGGAAAUCCCCGUCUUUGAGACCAUCAUCCGCUAUCUGGGCGGUCUUCUUGGGGCGUACGACGUAACGGGCAACGACCCCCGAUACCGCGUGCUCUUGGACAAGGCGGUCGAACUUGCCGAGAUCCUGAUGGGAGUCUUCGACACGCCCAACCGCUUGCCCAUCCUCUUUUACAACUGGAAGCCGGACUACGCCGAGAGACCGAAACGGGCUUCCACCAGCGCGAGCGUGGCCGAGCUCGGCUCCAUGAGUAUGGAGUUCACCCGCCUAGCUCAGCUUACCGGCCAAAACAAGUAUUACGACGCAAUCGCCCGCAUCACCGACGCUUUUGAGGACCUCCAAAACCGCGAGAACGGCACGGCCAUCCCGGGCAUCUUCCCCGAGCGCCUGGACGCUUCUGGCUGCAAUAGGACCGCUCCGCCGCCGUCAUCCUCCUCAGCGACGCCGGCCGGUGGCGCCGCAACCGUGCAGCACGGCACCGAUGACCUGAAGCGUGCACUUGCGGGCCACCACGAAGCUCAGAGUCCGGAGGGCUCCGCCCUGGGCACGGGCAUCGGCAGCAUCACCACGGAGUUUUAUGGUGGGCCCCAAAAGCGAACAGAUGGUCCCCGUGGCGGAGAUCAAACCUCGCUCAACGCGAAGGAACUGCCCCCAAACUGGGACUGCGCCGCUCAGCCCCUGACGGGAACCAGCUGGGGAACGGGCUCGUACAGCAUGGGCGGCAGCCAAGACUCCACGUAUGAGUAUUUUCCGAAGCAAUAUCUCAUGCUGGGUGGCCUCGAACCCAAGUACCGCACCAUGCACGAGAAGACGGUCGAUGCCGUCAAGGAGUAUCUGCUCUUCCGUCCCAUGGCCGAGGGCGACCCAGACAUCCUCUUCUCCGCCAAGGCCUACUCCUCCGACGGCACCGCGGACAAGCUGACGUACGAGUGGGAGGUCACGCACCUCACCUGCUUCCUCGGUGGCAUGUUUGGCCUGGGUGGCAAGAUCUUUGACCGCCCCGAAGAUGUCGAGAUUGCCAAGAAGCUCGCCGACGGCUGCGUGUGGGCGUACGAGGUGAUGCCCGCUGGUGUCAUGCCCGAGUAUGCGCGCGUCCUGCCCUGCAAGAGCAGGGACGACUGUCACUACGAUCAAGCGGCGUGGUACACGGCUCUGGAUCCCAGGGCGGAGCAACGCGAAGCCGAGAUGGAGGAAUACUACACCCAGCUGGCCGAGUGGAAGGAGCAAGUGGAGAAACUCAAGAAGGAGGACGCUCUGCGGAAGCAGGCCGAGGAGCCGGCACGUGAGGUCGAGUCGCAGAGUAAGCCUGCUGCGGAGACGGCACAAUAUGGUGAUUCGGGGGAUUUCCCUGCCGAACCAACGGAGAACGACAAGAACAAAUCUCCUGACGGUUUCAAUUUCCGUUCCGACAACCAAGGCAUUUCCAACAACCAGCAACCCAUGAGAAGCGACAAGCUUGUUUUCCCUCCUGCACCCAUGAAGCCAGUCACCCAUAAAGAAUACGUUGCGCAGCGGAUCGAGAACGAGCGCAUCCCUCCGGGCUUCGUCACCCUCACCGACAAGCGGUACCUCCUCAGGCCCGAGGCAAUCGAGUCCGUCUGGUACAUGUACCGCAUCACGGGUGACCCGUCCUGGCAGGAAAAGGGGUGGCGCAUGUUCGAGGCCGUUAUCGGCGCGACCCGGACAGAGGCCGGCCACAGCGCCAUCCGCGAUGUGACCACUAAGGACCCCGGCAACGCCAAAGACAUGGAGGACAACAUGGAGAGCUUCUGGCUCGCCGAGACGCUCAAGUACUUUUACCUGCUCUUUGAGACCCCCGACGUAAUCUCGUUGGACAACUGGGUCUUGAAUACCGAGGCGCAUCCCUUCAAACGCCCAACUUAGCGUGGUUGCCGUCUUUUUUUAAAAAAAAAAAAAAUAGUCAAAUUUUUAUGGGAGGGUAUCGGUAAGGUUGGCAAGGAUAUUAUGCCGAGGAAAUAGGUCCCUCUGUCCAAUAGUUGGGGAAAGGAUGUUGGAUGUUGGUUCGACCCGUCAAGCAAGCCUGUAAUUAUAUACAUAUACGCAUCUUGGCAUGGGGUAUGGGAUGAGAGGACGGUCUUCCGCUGAUCAUAGCAACUGGGCAUGGCGAGCAAUGGCGUUUAUGGGGGUUUGGUUAUUUUAAUUAGGCAGUAAAUAUUGAGCCAUUAGGAAGUGUUUUUGUCAUUCUUGCUCCCACAAACCUUGUUCUAUUUCCUUCAUGUUCUUUC